AUGAAGUUCGGCAAAACCUUCGCUAAUCAUCGAAUUCCAGAGUGGUCAAGUCAAUAUGUUGGCUACAAAUCAUUAAAGAAAAUGAUAAAAGAAAUUACAAGGCUUCAAGAGGACAUGUACAGGGCUCAAAGUAAGAAUAACUAUGAUGAAAGUGGACCGCCAACAAAAAUGAGGGACUCAUCUAAUAGCGCUCAAAACUAUUUAGAUUCUCCAAAAAUCCAAAAGUUAUUAGGGUCAAUUUUCUUUACUAUCGAUAGGGAUAUUGAAAAAGUAGAUACAUUUUACAAUUCUCAAUAUGCGGAAUAUAAGAAAAGAUUUGAAAGAUUGCUUUCAUCUAAUCAAUUUAAUGAAAUAAAAUCAACCUUAGCAACGGGCGGUAACGAGGAAGAUACAGCAGCGCAAAACUUGCUUACAAAAGAUACGAGAGAAAUGAAUGAGCUUCUAAGAGGAACCAGUCAAGUUAGCAGGAUGAUUUAUCAUAAAGAUGAUUUAAUGGAAAUUCAAUCUAUUUUAUCUGAGUUAAGGAAACAAUUUAGAAAUUUGAAGUGGUAUGCUGAAUUAAAUAAAAGAGCUUUCAAUAAGAUUUUAAAGAAAUUAGAUAAAAAAGUUGGUACCAGCCAGCAGAUGUCAACCAUGGAAACUAGAAUCAUGCCAUUGCAAUUUGCUGAUGAUUCUCUGAUAAGUAAAGAUUUAAGUUUACUCAAAACCAUCUGGGAACAAGUGACAUUAAAAGUAAAUGCUUAUGAAAAUGUGGUAAGGAGUUGCUCACCUAAUACAAAUGUUAAUGAUAAUAUGGAGUUUUUUAAUAUUAUUUCUGUUUUCAUAGAAGAAGAUGAUAGCAAAGGAUUGAUUAGAGAGCUAAUAAACCUAUAUUCGGAAUUGUCUUUAAUUCCAACAAGAAUUAUGAUUAAUGUUUUAAAUAAGGCGGCAGUAUCUGAAUCUCUGGCAUGCAUUGAUGCUAUUUUACAGGUUAUUCCGUCUUUAAAUGAUCCAGAAGAUAUUAACAGAAGAAAUUUCUUUCACCAUCAUAUUAUUACUAUUGGCAAGUUACUUGGAAGACAGGAAGUAUCUGAUAGAAAAAAGAAGUCACAACCUUUUAAAUACGUCAAUAGUAAGGGAAAGGUUGAAACAGAUUUAAGGACUCUACACAUGAUAUUAUCAGUUCCAAUAGAAACGGAUAGUGUUACAGAGGAAGAAAAAAGCUCGGCUUCUAUACUUUCUUAUAUUUUAGACAAGUUACCAGUUCAUUUAAGGCCGUGCCUUUUCCAACAUGAUAACUAUAAAAGAACGCCCUUGCAUUAUUCUUGCCAAUAUGGCUUAUCUGAAAUUACGGCAUUGAUUAUCAAACUAAUGAAGGAAUGGAAUGUCUGGAGUGAAGUUCCCAUUGAUGAUGUUUCCGCAUUUGGAGAUGCAGAAUCGUUGACACCUUUACAUCUAUGUGUGUUGGGUGCUCAUCCCAGGACUACUGAAGUUUUGUUGCAAUCAUUGAAUCGAAACGUGAAGUUGAAAAGUUCAAGCUUGUUACAUUUGGCCACUGAAUGGAAUAACUAUUCUCUUUUAAAUGUUCUUCUGUCUUCGAAAAAGUUUGAUAUAAAUUAUCAAGACAAUGAAUUACACGAAACGCCUCUAUAUCUCGCUUGCAGAUUGAACUUUUUUGAAGCAACUGUGUGUUUACUUUAUAAUGGAGCUGACCUUGAAAUAAGGGAAAAACUUUUUGGCUGGACAGCCGUUUUUGUUGCGGCAGCUGAAGGGUUUGAGGACAUUGUCAGCCUUUUGAUAGCAAAUGAUGCGAAUUUUGAUAUUGAAGAUGAUGGUGGAUGGACACCAAUGGAACAUGCGGUACUACGUGGUCAUUUACAUGUUGCUGAUAUGGUUCAAAUCAAAGACGAAUUAGUCACACAUCCUCAUUCACAAAUAAACAGUGGUAACGAAAAUAAAGAAUCUCCAAACGAGGAAAUAGAUCAAAGGAAUGUAAAUGGAAACGUGGUAAAUAAAGGAUCCCUAGGAAAACUGGCUGGGCCAAUAAAGUCAUAUGGGCAUAAGUUCUUAGAUAAUAAUGAAUCAUUAAUAAUAAUAACAUUGGGAAGUAACGACACAAGAAACAAAAGCCCUCCGAUUUCGUUUAAACAAGAGGAACUGGCAAAAAUCAUUGGUUUGGAAGCCGAUUGUGCGUUAUCAUUAAUAAUCACAUGCGCGGAUUCAAUUGAGAAAUCCACUGUGAUAUUGGAUUUACCACUAGAAGACAACGUGGACGCAGUGGACUUCAAAGUACCUUUUAAAGAUGAUUAUUCUCACACAUUAUAUUUUGAUAUUGUACCAACAUACGGAACACGCUCGUUAGAAAGACAUAAUGAAGUAGCUUGCCAGAAUAACAAUAAUAGCCACGUAAUGGGGAGGGGCGUUUCAAUGUUGAAUAAGUCGUACAGUUCGGUAGGGGUCAAUAGAAGUGUAUUAAAUGGUAACUUAACGGUCCCUAUCAUUGCCAAUCAUACAUUGGAAAUAAUUGGGACGUUGAAAUUUGAGUAUAUUAUAAUAACACCAUUUGAACAUCCAAAACUGCCCCUAAAAAGAACAGAAACGUACUGGAAAUCCUUGGUGUCCACACGUGUUAUAGGACAUAGAGGUUUGGGUAAAAAUAAUCCCAAUAAAUCAUUGCAAAUUGGAGAGAAUACAGUAGAGUCUUUCAUCAUGGCAGCGUCAUUAGGAGCAUCUUAUGUGGAGUUUGAUGUUCAGUUAACAAAGGAUAAUGUGCCAGUAGUGUAUCAUGAUUUUCUAGUGGCUGAAACAGGGGUUGACAUCCCCAUGCAUGAAUUAACACUGGAACAGUUUUUAGACUUAAAUAAUGCGGAUAAAGAGCACAUUCAACGUGGAGCAGGUAACCCAUCUCGUCAUGUUAACGGUGUAGAGUUAGCAUUACCUAAGAAUAGGAGGCGUUCGGUUGAUGAUUCUGACGUCAGUACAUUAAGGAGAGCUUGGGAUUUGCAUGAUGUUGACCCAGAGGAGAGGGUCAAUACUUCUCAUUGGUCUAACAAUCGAAUGAGGUUAACUAAGACUUUCAAGAAGAAUAAUUUCAAGGGGAAUGCUAGAGGACAUUCUAUAGCUUCAUCAUUUGUUACCUUAAAAGAACUAUUCAAGAAAAUCCCGGCUAACGUUGGAUUCAACAUAGAAUGUAAGUUCCCCAUGCUUGAUGAAGCCGAAGAGGAAGAAUUGGGGCAAAUAAUGAUAGAGAUGAACCAUUGGGUGGAUACUGUGCUGAAAGUGGUUUUUGACAAUGCAAAUGGGAGGGAUAUUAUCUUGUCGUCUUUCCAUCCAGACAUUUGCAUCCUGCUUUCGUUGAAGCAACCAGUGAUUCCUAUAUUGUUCUUGACGGAGGGUGGUAGUGAGUCGAUGGCAGAUUUAAGAGCGUCAUCUUUGCAAAAUGGUAUAAGAUUUGCCAAGAAGUGGAAUUUGUUGGGUAUUGUAUCAGCGGCAGCGCCUAUCUUGAAGGCGCCACGGUUAGUGCAAGUGGUUAAGUCCAAUGGGUUGGUAUGUGUCACUUAUGGUGUGGACAACAACGACCCCGAGAAUGCCAGUAUCCAAAUCGAAGCUGGUGUGGAUGCAGUUAUUGUGGAUAGUGUGUUGGCGAUUAGACGGGGGCUAACCAAAAGAUAA
Molecule: messenger RNA, 3651 nt
Organism: Saccharomyces mikatae IFO 1815
Lineage: Eukaryota; Fungi; Ascomycota; Saccharomycetes; Saccharomycetales; Saccharomycetaceae
Gene: GDE1
Product: glycerophosphocholine phosphodiesterase
Exons: 1
Coding region: 1-3651 (1216 amino acids)
Biological process (GO): glycerophospholipid catabolic process
Molecular function (GO): glycerophosphocholine phosphodiesterase activity; protein binding
Source: RefSeq, a predicted model, not a curated record